Messenger RNA from Lolium perenne, 633 nucleotides. RefSeq lists its product as uncharacterized. Gene Ontology annotation, biological process: rRNA processing. Lineage: Eukaryota; Viridiplantae; Streptophyta; Magnoliopsida; Poales; Poaceae. Gene Ontology annotation, cellular component: cytoplasm; nucleolus; preribosome, small subunit precursor. The record is from RefSeq and is a predicted model, not a curated record. Gene Ontology annotation, molecular function: snoRNA binding.
AAACUGCCUGAUUUGAUGAAAGAAAACGAAAGAGAAUCCAGCAGAAAGAAGAAAACCCGUAAAAAACGGAAGAAAACCAGCUGCGCCGGUCGCAGCCGUCUCCGACCCAGCCCCCCCACUCGCCGACGCCAUGGCCGGGAAGAAGCGCAAGUCCUCGGAGAAGCCGCCCAAGGGAAGCGCCGCCGCUCGGGCGCCGCCAAGCGGCACCAGGCCGAGGAGGAGGCCUCCUCCUCCAUCAGCGCCAAGAUCCUCCGCGAGGCGCUCAAGCAGCAGCACGAGGAGGAGGGCCUCCCCGAGCAGCUCCCCUCCGACGCCCCAGCAGCCGCGUCCUUCGUCCCCAUCCCCGUCGACGACGAGGAGGACGUCGACGAGUUCGACGGCUUCGACGCGCAGAGCGAGUACGACGGCGGCGUGCCGGAGAUUGACGAGGAGGACGAGAAGGCCCUCGCCGCCUUCAUGUCCAAGGACGACACCUCUUCCAAGCAGUCUCUCGGCGACAUCAUUCUCCAGAAGAUCAGAGACAAGGACGCCACCGUCUCAACAGGUGGGCAUCAAUCAACUCUUAAUAACAUUCCUCAUUCUUACCUGAUGCUUGUGAACAGUAGUAGUAUGUCGAUCAUGGCACCAACAUGA